AACACUCCAUCAUCUGCUGCCACUACCAACACUAGCUGAAAUAUAUGAAGUUGUUUCAAUGAAUUUGACACAACCUUCUGUUGAGUUAAUUUCAGAAAUAGAGUUUGCUUAUGUUCGAUGAAAUGUACUGGCUGCAUAAGAGAGUAUGCCGAAACUAAGAAGGCAAUUGGACAAGAAGGAGAAGGUUAAAUUUAAAGCUCCGGGUAUUCCUCAUGAUGUAGUUGUACAAAUAUUACUCAAACUGCCACUUAAAUCUUUACUCAGAUUCAGCUGUGUUUGCAAGUUAUGGUUUAAUACAAUUGUGGUUGAUCAUCAACGAUUCAAUAAAGCCCACUAUGCUGAAUCCCAAAAGAACCCUAUUCUCAUAUUUACUUUCCAACCUCCACAAUCUGAAGAAUAUUACAUAGAACAUGCUCAACCACCAAAACAUUGGAAAUACUGGGGAAACUUGUUCUAUUUGGAAAAAGCCAAUCAUGGUAGCAUCGGUAUAAAUGGUCUCCUACUUCUUCGAAAUAUAGCAGCUGUGAGAAGGAGUAGUUAUACGGAUAUGGUUGGGUAUUGUAAUGGUUUAGCAUGUUUCAGAAGCACUCGUGAGUUUGGUUCAUAUCCAUGGAUUUAUUUUUUCGUUGAGAUUUAUAACCCUAGUAGGAUGGAGAAAUUAAGCAUCAUCUCUCGUAUCCGUUGUGAUCUUGGAAACACUUUUGGGUUUCAAUUUGGAUAUGACUUGCUCAACAACGAAUACAAGGUGAUGUAUAUCAUGUACUGCAAUGAAGCUGAUGUUCGUGAUAAUGAUUAUAACGGGUAUGGACGUUACUAUAAGUAUUUUAUCUUUACGGUGGGAAGUAGUAAGCCAUGGAGACAGAUCAAACAUCCAAAGCCAAAACUUCAUCCGAUAAUUUACUCCGAGUAUCGUCUUGGUAGCAAACCACCCGUCUCUUGCAAUGGAACUCUUUUUUACGAGAUGGUAAAUGAUGAAGAAGAAUGUGAGCUGGUAUCGUUUGAUUUCCAUGAUGAGCAGUUUCAGGUGAUUAAACUUCCGGAUGAUGAUAUAUUUGUUCUGCCCCAUAACAGCCGUAACUUUUAUCAAUUGGAGUAUGAAGGGUGUUUUUGUUUUGCACGUAUGGAGAAAUUUGAUGCUCGUAACGGCAAGGUUGAACUUUAUAUACUGAAAGACAACACCGAACAAGUUUGGGUUAAGGAAACUGUUGAAUUUUAUCUUCCAACAACGGUACGAAAUCCUGCUCCUCCGUGCAACUACAAGUAUACUACAUUUUCUAAAACGGACGAAGGUAUUACCAGUAUUCGUAUUAUGUGUUUAUCUAACCAGAUUUUUCUGUACUGGAGGUUGAGUGGCAGAAAAGAUAGUCAUGUUAUCCAGUUAUACAACGUUCAUUCCAAAGAACUGAAGGAAGUAAAGCAUCCAAGUGAAGGUUAUCGAAAUAGCUAUGAUUAUCACAUAUCUAGUCACAUUGAGAAUUCACUUUCUUUGAAACAUUUAGCGACUGCCAAAGGAAACACAGUACUGGAUGAAGAUAACAAUAUGUCGUCCUUUGACAAUAUAUGUGACCUUUUUAGCCAGACACCAGAAAGUUAUCCGGCAGUGCUUUCAUUUUAUGAUACGGUACGUAUCUGUAAAGAGGAAGAUAACUACAUUGAGAUCUAUGUUUAGUUAUGAGUGAGGCUUCUAUUUUGAAUCAUGAUCCUUGUUGUUAGAUGAGUACUCCUCAUCCGUUCUUUUUUAAUAGGCCAGUUUC
Papaver somniferum (opium poppy) is the source of this 1754-nucleotide messenger RNA. Its product is annotated as putative F-box protein At3g52320. Gene Ontology annotation, molecular function: protein binding. NCBI's taxonomy places the organism in Eukaryota, Viridiplantae, Streptophyta, Magnoliopsida, Ranunculales, Papaveraceae. Bases 146 to 1669 code for a protein of 507 amino acids. The transcript is spliced from 2 exons. The record is from RefSeq and is a predicted model, not a curated record.